Glycine soja is the source of this 1167-nucleotide messenger RNA. RefSeq lists its product as uncharacterized. The transcript has a single exon. Lineage: Eukaryota; Viridiplantae; Streptophyta; Magnoliopsida; Fabales; Fabaceae. The record is from RefSeq and is a predicted model, not a curated record. The coding region runs from base 1 to 1167 and encodes 388 amino acids.
AUGAGUGCUUCUAGUCCUAGUCAAGCUAAAGAACAAGAUGAUGAUACCAAACCUUUAUGGACCUAUGUUACAAAGAUAAAAAGUGUAGGUGGUGGUGGAAAUUAUGAGAUAAAAUGCAAUAUUUGUGAUUUUACCUUUAAUGGAUCUUACACUAGAGUGAGGGCACACUUGUUGAAGAUGACUGGAAAGGGAGUUAGAGUUUGUCAAAAGGUAACAAUUGACAGACUUAUAGAUUUGAAGAAGAUAGACAAUGAGACAACAUUAAGGGUGGAGAAGUCAAAAACAAAAUCUGUAUCAUUGCCUCCGGUUUCUACUCAACACCAAAUGGAUACAAACACUCUUGGUGUUGAUCCAAAAAAGAGAAAGACAUCAACUGUAGAAAACGCCUUUAAUUUGCAAGCUAGAGAGACACUUGAUCAUGAAAUUGCUAGGAUGUUUUACUCUUCGGGGCUGCCUUUUCAUUUAGCAAGAAAUCCUCAUUAUAGGAAGGCGUUUGCCUAUGCCGCCAACAAUCAGAUCAGUGGUUACCAACCUCCAGGUUAUAAUAAAUUAAGGACAACAUUACUUCAAAAUGAGAGGAGACAUGUGGAGAACUUGUUACAACCAAUUAAAAAUGCAUGGAGCCAGAAGGGUGUGAGCAUUGUUAGUGAUGGAUGGAGUGACCCGCAAAGAAGAUCUCUUAUUAAUUUCAUGGCUGUCACAGAGAGUGGACCAAUGUUUUUAAUGGCCAUCGAUUGUUCAAAUGAGAUCAAAGACAAGGAUUUCAUUUCCAAACUUAUGAGGGAGGUAAUUAUGGAGGUUGGUCACUCAAAUGUUGUGCAAAUAGUGACGGAUAAUGCAGUCGUUUGUAAAGCAGCAGGUUUAAUAAUUGAGGCUGAGUUUCCUUCCAUCUAUUGGACUUCAUGUGUUGUCCACACAUUAAAUCUUGCUUUGAAGAACAUAUGUGCAACCAAGAAUACAGAAAAAAACAAUGUUAUUUAUGAAGAAUGUUCUUGGAUCACCCAAAUUGCGGAUGAUGCAAUGUUUGUGAAAAUUUUUGUCAUGAGUCACUCUAUGAGACUAUCAAUUUUCAAUUUAUUCAAUUCAUUGAAAUUACUAUCCAUUGCUCCAACAAGAUUUGCCUCCACUAUUGUAAUGCUCAAGAGAUUCAAGCAAUUGAAGAAAUGA